AUGCAGCGAGUUCAGACCUCAAUCCAGACGCUGAAGGCCAAGCUUGAUACGGCCAACGCAAAUGCAGAUGCGUUUGAGAAGAGGCUGAAGGAGCUCGAGGAGCUCAACGCGAAACGCUCCAAGGAAGGGGAAGAAUUGUCUGCUCGUCUGGAUUACAUUAGGCAGUCCUCAAGGAUCACGAAACGACUUGUUACGGUGAACUCUGACCUGGAGGAUGCGAGAAACAAGAUCCUUAAGCAAGAGGGGCGGAUAAUGGCUCUCGAAGAUCGUCUAAAGACGAUCGAAGACGAACGGGACAUGCUCGAGGUCAAAUGCAAGGAGCUCAAGCAGAAGCACGAAGACUUGCAAGUCGAACUGAAUGGACUGUAA
Molecule: messenger RNA, 369 nt
Organism: Coprinopsis cinerea okayama7#130
Lineage: Eukaryota; Fungi; Basidiomycota; Agaricomycetes; Agaricales; Psathyrellaceae
Exons: 4
Coding region: 1-369 (122 amino acids)
Source: RefSeq, a predicted model, not a curated record